Molecule: messenger RNA, 273 nt
Organism: Racocetra fulgida
Lineage: Eukaryota; Fungi; Glomeromycota; Glomeromycetes; Diversisporales; Gigasporaceae
Source: the annotation of a GenBank genome assembly
AUGGGUGGUAUUGGAAAUGCAAUAUUUUAUGUAAUAAAUGAAGGUUGGAAUAGUCGUGCCAAUAAAAGUAAUGAAGUUACUCCUGUUGGCGAAAGCAAUGAUGAUAUUGAAUCUAAUUCGGAUGAAGAAGGUGGUCAUAUUAGAAUUUCCCCUUCGGUAGUAAUUGAUAAUCAAGAUAUUAAAAGUAGCAAAAAUAGCAAAAAUAGUAAAAAUAGUCAAAAUAGUCAAAUUCAGAAUGAUUCUAAUAAUAAUUCCUCUAAUAUUGAUAAGUGA